GGCCGCCACUCGCCGCCGCGUCGGAGGGGCCGGCGGGACCGGACCGGGCUGGGCCGCGCUGCGCCGCGCCACAAAGGCCGCAGCAUGGUCCUGGUGCACGUCGGCUACCUGGUGCUGCCCGUCUUCGGCUCCGUGCGCAACAGAGGUGCUCCUUUUCAAAGGUCUCAGCAUCCCCAUGCUACCUCCUGCCGGCACUUCCACCUGGGUCCCCAGCCUCAGCUCUCCACCGACUUCACCCUGCCUCACGCGGUGCAGCCCCAGCCGGGGCUGACCCCCCACAUGGCCCCCGCGCACCAGCACAGCGGCCCCCUGCACCAGCCCCUGGCGCCGGUGCCAGCCCUGCCCUUCCAGGACGUGGCCGGACCCUCCUUCCUACCUCAGGCGCUUCACCAGCAAUACCUCCUCCAGCAGCAGCUCCUCGAGGCACAGCACCGCCGGCUCAUGCCUCAUCACAGGCGGGCUCAAGAGCGCAUGUCCGUUCAGCCUCACCGUCUACACCCCAGCUUUGACUUCAGCCACCAACUGCAAACUCCACAACCCAUGGGGCCCCAGCCCAGGUAUUUAGCUGAAGGCACAGACUGGGACCUCAGUGUCGAUGCGGGACUGACUCACACCCAGUUCCAGGUCCGGCCGGUCCCUCAGCCCUAUCAGCAUUACUUAGCUACACCUCGCAUGCACCAUUUCCCCAGAAGCACAUCCUCAACGCAGAUGGUUGUUCACGAAAUCAGAAAUUACCCUUAUCCUCAGCUUCAGUUACUUGCUCUUCAGGGACUGAACACAAGCAGGCACACGUCCGCUGUGCGGGAGAGCUAUGAAGAGCUGCUGCAGCUGGAGGACAGGCUGGGCAGCGUGAGCCGGGGUGCUGUCCAGAACACCAUCGAGAGGUUCACCUUCCCCCACAAGUACAAGAAGAGAAGACCGCAGGAGGGCAAAGCUGAGCAAGAAGAUGGAGAAGAGUCAGACACUGAUGAGAAAUGCACAAUCUGUUUGUCCAUGCUUGAAGAUGGAGAAGACGUCAGGCGGUUGCCCUGUAUGCAUCUCUUCCACCAAGUGUGCGUGGACCAGUGGCUGGCCACCAGCAAGAAGUGCCCAAUCUGCAGGGUGGACAUUGAAACACAGCUCGGCUCGGACAGCUGAAAGGACUGGCUGGACACACCAUUUUCCUUACCAGGUCAUAUGGCCAUAAACCCUUGCAGCAAAAUUUUUUGCCUUCUGAGCCAUUUGAUUGAGAGGAAAAGUCUGCAGGCACGUUAGUGAGGAGGAGGUGGCAGUACAAUAUCUAGCGGUAGGAGAUACUGCACAUACGCAGGAUACGGGCCCGGUGAAAGGGAGCUGGCAUUCCCGGAGCUCAGAGACCCCGUGCUGCAGAAGAUUUAGUGUUGAACAUGAAGGAACUAGUUGUGGUAGUCUGGCCUGUCAAUCCUGCAUUUCAUGAGGAUUGUAUAUAUACCUCUCGAAUACGUAGAAACAUGUUAGGGGUCCUUUAGCUAUUUCUAUGGAUGGCAGCUGGAGCAUGUUAGCUUAAGAAAUGUUGUGUUUGAUGCCCUACUCAUCUUGUGGUGGACAUGUUGCUGUUACCUAAUUUGCACCAAAUAUUUUUUCAUAGAUUUCUUAUUUUGGUGCCUGAUUAAUACAUUGCAAAGGGGAAUAAAGAGGUCAAGCUUUCCCACCCUUCUGGGGAAGAGGCGAAAAAGCAAAAUCCUGUUUACAGUCAGAAGGGUUGUGCUCUUUGCCUCAGCCACGUGCACUUGAGUUUACAGUGUGUUGCAAAUUUAGGGAAGCUUAAAAAAAUAAAAAUUGGGAAUGAAAUAAAUGAAGCAAUAGGGAGAAGCUUCAUUCCUGCUUAUCUGCUGGUGCUGGAUGCUUUCUGUAGGGGGACAAUAUUGGAGUAGAUGCUGUUUCUCUGCUUUCUGUAUCUUAACAAUGUAGCAUGGCAUAUCAAAAUCCAAGGAAAGGCUGUCUUCAUGAUUGCCAUUGUCCAUGAUGCUUUCUCCUGUGAGUUGUGAGGCUGGUUGGCUUCAGCAGCCGCUGCCAGCACUGGUCCAAAAUGAUGGUUACUGGAGUCAGCGCCUAUAGCUGUGCUUUGGGGUACAAUAACGCCGGAGAGGUGCUAGGAGAUGUGCACUGCCGAUUCCUCUCCCAUGCAAAACCAUCUCUGAUGACAGGACGGGAGAAAACUCACUGCUCACAAGGCACUUCUGAGGCCAUGAGCAUGUUGGUGCAGGAGGGGAAGGCAGAUUGGAAGGGGGUUUUGCUGCUUUCUGGAGGGCCUGGGUUGCAACACUGCCUCAACGCGUGUGCACCCGCACCCGCGUUCGUUUGUUUCAGGACGUAUGUGUGUGGAGAACGGGGUGGUUGUUCAAGUGAAACCUAAUUGCAUUAAUGCUCAAAACAGAAUUAGGAGGUAGUCCCCAAAAGAGUGAGCUGUUGCAAUCCAAGCUCCCUCUGAAAUAAAGACCUCAGCAUGCCAACUGCAGGAACUGAGCUGAAAACCCUCUGGACAACCAGCAUUCAAGACCAAAACCCCUUUUUUUUUCUUUGUUUUUUGUUAAAUACUUUUUUUUUUUUUUGGUAUACUAGGGGAGCGAAAGAAAGAUGCCAAGGAGCAAGGGGAAUUAGUCAGAAACAUUAUAUAUUGAAAAUGCUGAUGUGGCGGGGAUGAUUUCUGGCUCCCCUGAGCAUCUGUUUCGCUGGAGCCAAGCAAUGCUCUCCAAGUAGAAACAAUCAUAAAAUAUCAUUGGAGAGAUCAUGGGAUUCCCGUGAGCUGUAAUAGGAAAAAACCAACAUCAGAGGCACCCAAGAGAUUUUUUUUUUUUUUUUUUCCCAACGGGAGAGUGGAGGGAAAGAGGGGAGGCCUGCAGAGUGCAAGGAUGCAGGAUCCCCUCUCUUGCUGUGCCCGUGCAGGUGGGAGGGAGUGGAGGGGGACACAUGGCAGCAUAUACAGAAGAUACAAGGAAGAGAUUCUUUACAAUGGGAGUAGUGAAACACUGGCACAGGUUGCCCAGAGAGGUGGUAGAUGCCCCAUCCCUGGGAACAUUCAAGGCCAGGUUGGAUGGGGCUCUGAGCAACCUGAUCGAGUUGAAGAUGUCCUUGUCCAUGGCAGGGGGGUUGGACUGGAUGACCCAACCCAAACCAUUCCAUGAUUCUAUAUUUGCCAUCCAGCGCAAGCGCUGGCUUCUUAGGGGAUGCAGCAGUCCCAGCCCUGAACAGAGGGCUGCGGACUCCUUGGGUCAGGGAAUGGUCCAUCAAAACCUAUGGGGCUUGCUCCAGCAGCAGCAGAUUGAAGCAGCAUUAAAAAUAAUACUAAUUUACUAAUAAUACGGAGAAGCAAAGCAAGGCUUUGCUGGUAAAAUACACUGUAAGCCGGUCUGGUCUGUCCAGGCGUGAGCUGGGGGCAAAGCAGGGGGAGGAACGGGGUGAUUGGGACCCUGGCUGGCUGGGAAGGGAAGGAGGAGCAUUUCCAAACCGCGUGUUUUCUUAAAGCCUAUGCGAAAGUAUUACUAUUUGCCUAAUGAACAAGCACAGUUUUUAAAAAACAAACAAACAAACAAACAAACAAAAAACCUUGGUGAAGAAAAGCACCAAACUCCCGUGGUCUUGUGUGAGUGACUGAUCCUGAGGUGUGUGCGAAUUCACAGCGUCUGGAGUUGCAUCGGUGUGUCAGGUUCCUUUGCGUUUAAAUAAUUUGUACGAGUAGGUUGUGACAAUAGGGUGAGUCUAAAAACAAAACGAAACAAACAACAAAAAAUCUCUAGGAACAAAACAUUGAUAGUUUACAGGGUUUUGUGAGUUUAAAUGCCUUAUAUUUAACAAUCAUAAUUUAUGACUAACUUGUAGAUAUUGUGGGUUCUUAUUUAAUUAUUUUUAUAGUUGUUUUUUUUGCAUUUUUAAUUAUAAUUUAUUUAUUUAGAAAUUAAUACUAAUUUUUUUUAUUACUCCUAUUACCUCAUUUUUGCAUUGUUUCUGGGAAUGGAAUGCUUUGCAUGCGUCGGUACUUUAAAAAAAAUUAAACAUGGGAUGUGGGGGGUAAUGCUUAUCUUGUCAAAAAAAAAAAGAGAAAAAAAUCAGGGUGUGUGAUUACAAACUGUAUUACUGUGGUGCUGUUACCUUGGAUACAUUCCAUAAAAAUGCAAACCUUUGAUUCUGUAUGCUGUGACAUAGUGGAAAACUGCAAUAUAGUGACUGUGUUUAGCACAUAUAUAUGAAUAUUAUUUGCACUCAUAAUCAAACUCUGGUGAUCCUUUCACUCGCGUCCUUGCGCAUUGAAGGCAAUUAAUGGCCCACUGCAAAACCAAAAUAUUUCGGUCGAUUCCUGCUACCUCCCUGUCCCUGACGCCGCUGCUGAUGCUUUUGUUCUUGCUGCAUGUGUUACCCUGCAAUAACACCCAGCGGGUCCCCGCUACAAGACUGUGCUUGGGGCAAUGCAUGCAUUUAGUGCAAGACUCUGCAAAUUGCCUCAAAAGCUGAGGAAGGAAGCCCAGACGUGGUGGCUCUGUUCAGUUUUCGGUGCCUAGCGGUGCUCGGUCUGGCUCUUUUCACCCUCUGUGCAUGCACCCAGCUGGGCACUGCAGGGAGGGUGAAGGAGGCAAUUGAUUGAGCCUGAACUUGGAGGCAACAAAACCAAGGGAUUAAUUGCAAUUUAUAAGGGUUGACACCUGGUCUAGCUGAGAGGAACUGGGAGCGAUUUGGGAUCCCUUUGUAAUGCCUGGCCAUGAGUAUUUGCUAUACCGAGUUGUAAAACACACACGGAGCAGAAUCCCUCUUCUUGAAAACCUUCCAGUUGGUUUGGUCCCCGCUGUUGAGGGGGAAACCUCAACUUGAAGAUUUUUAAUCCACUGUAGAGCUGGGACCUGCACCAGAGCCCUCGUGCCCCAAGGAGGGGACCAGCCCCGAGCUGACAUCCCACUCCUGCAGCAGCAGCCAAGCAUCCCCAGCCCCAGCUCCAUCCCCAGCUCCAUCCCCAGCCCCAGCCCCAGCUCCAUCCCCA
Messenger RNA from Grus americana (Whooping crane), 4987 nucleotides. It is a transcript of the gene ARK2C, whose product is annotated as arkadia (RNF111) C-terminal like ring finger ubiquitin ligase 2C. The record is from RefSeq and is a predicted model, not a curated record. Gene Ontology annotation, biological process: positive regulation of BMP signaling pathway; motor neuron axon guidance. Gene Ontology annotation, molecular function: zinc ion binding; ubiquitin protein ligase activity. Lineage: Eukaryota; Metazoa; Chordata; Aves; Gruiformes; Gruidae. The transcript has 8 exons. Bases 85 to 1137 code for a protein of 350 amino acids.